Molecule: messenger RNA, 1776 nt
Organism: Penicillium digitatum Pd1
Lineage: Eukaryota; Fungi; Ascomycota; Eurotiomycetes; Eurotiales; Aspergillaceae
Product: Multicopper oxidase, type 3
Molecular function (GO): copper ion binding; oxidoreductase activity
Source: RefSeq, a predicted model, not a curated record
AUGAAGCUUCAGGCUCUUCUCCUCCUGGCAAGUAGCCUGAGUGCUUCUAUCACGGCGAUUCCACACGAUCCAGCCGAUUCAAUCACUUUCCAGCCACAACACCAUGGACCCACAACUACAACCAAGACCCAAUCAACCUCCAAUAUCUACAAGCCAACAGGAAGACCCUGUGCAGGCAACACGCCCCGAACACGGUCUCAAUGGUGCCAAUUCGACGUCAACACCGACUAUACUCAGAUAGUACCCAACACGGGCGUAACACGGGAAUACUGGCUCAACAUCGAAGAGCUAGUAGCCGCACCAGAUGGAUUCAGCCGGCCAAUAAUGGCCGUCAAUGGGACAAUCCCGGGCCCAACGAUCUUCGCCGACUGGGGCGACUGGGUUGUGAUUCACGUCACGAACAGCCUCCACAAAGCCCAGAACGGAACUAGCAUCCACUGGCAUGGGAUCCGACAGAAUUAUACGAACGGCAACGACGGCGUGGUCUCCAUCACGCAGUGUCCCACCGCGCCUGGUUCAACCAUCACCUACAAAUGGCACGCCGAGCAGUACGGCUCGUCGUGGUACCAUUCGCAUAUUGGGCUACAGGCGUGGGAGGGUGUGUUUGGUGGGAUUGUGAUCAAUGGACCGGCUACGGCGAACUACGAGGUGGAUAAGGGCAGUCUGUUCCUGACGGACUGGUCGCAUCCCACCGUUGAUGAGUUGUACUUGGAGGCUCAAACGGUUGGUCCGCCGACUAUGGAUACUGGGUUGAUCAAUGGAACCAAUGUCUUUGGGAAUGGGACCAAUUCUACGGGGACGAGAUUCCAGAUGAAGGUUAAUCAGGGGUCUUCGUACCGUUUGAGGAUUGUUAAUUCGGCUAUUGAUACACACUGGAAGUUCAUGAUUGACAACCAUACGCUCACCGUUAUUUCGGCCGACUUUGUGCCAAUCAGGCCGUUUACGGCGGACUUUAUCAACAUCGCAAUGGGCCAACGCUACGAUGUAAUCGUCACAGCAAACCAACGCCAAAUCUCCGACUCAUUCUGGAUUCGUGCAAUUCCCCAAGAAGCAUGUUCUGAAAAUGCAAGCCCCGACAAUAUAAGAGGAAUCCUCUACUACAGCAACAGCCCCAGCACACCCACAACAAACCCAUUCAUCUUCCCAGACGGAUGCGUCGACGAACCAGCCGCCAGCCUGAUCCCCCAAGUUCCCAAGACCGUCUCAGCCGCAGACUGGAACAACCUGACAGACGUGACACUGGGACGCAACAGCGCGAAUCUCUUCCGCUGGUACCUCAACAGCACGACGAUGCAAGUACCCUGGGAAGACCCAACUUUGCUCCAACUCAUCAACAACGAAAACACGCCGAACUUCACAACGUCGAGCGGCGUGAUUGAGCUACCCCGCGCAUACGAGUGGGUAUACCUUAUGAUCAACACAAGCUUCCCAGUCGCGCAUCCUAUUCAUUUACACGGGCAUGACUUCUUUAUUUUGGCGCAGGGGUUGAAUCCGUGGAAUGGGAGUGUUUCGACUAACAACCCGCCACGGAGGGAUACGGCGAUAUUGAACGGGAAUGGGUUUUUGCUUGUUGCGUUUGAGACGGACAAUCCCGGGGCGUGGCUUAUGCAUUGUCACAUUGGGUGGCAUACUAGUGAGGGGUUUGCGUUGCAGUUUUUGGAGAGGGAGAGUGAGAUUGAGCCGUUGAUUGAUCGGAAGGCUCUGGGCGAUAAUUGUAAUUCUUGGAAUGCUUAUGAUGCGGCUUUUGGAAUUGAGCAAGAGGAUUCGGGGGUUUAG